UCUGCCAUGGCAGCAGAAAACCAACUCGCGCCGCCGUCGGAGGAAACCUCCACGGCCCACCACCUCUCUGUCCCACCGUGUUUGACCCAGAACGAGUUCGACGAGUUGCACCCGUUUGUAACCGAGUUCCAUACCUACCAACUCACAUCAUCCCGGUGCUCAUCCCUACUAGCUCAACGCAUCCACGCGCCGUUGGACGUCGUGUGGUCGGUGGUUCGCCGGUUCGAUAAGCCGCAGAUAUACAAACACUUCAUCAAGAGCUGCACGGUUGCAGAUGGGUUUACAAUGACGGUGGGAUGCACGCGUGCUGUCGACGUCAUAUCGGGGUUGCCGGCGGCGACGAGCACGGAGAGGUUAGAUGUGAUGGAUGAUGAAAGGCAUGUGAUAUCGUUUACGGUCAUUGGCGGUGAGCAUAGGCUGAGGAAUUAUCAGGCGGUGACGACGGUUCAUGAGGUUGGUGCUCAGCCGCCUGAGACGGUGGUUUUGGAGUCGUAUGUGGUGGAUGUGCCGGAAGGGAAUACGGAGGAGGACACACGGCUGUUUGCUGAUACGGUGGUGAAGUUGAAUCUGCAGAAGCUGGCUGCUGUCUCCGAAGCCGCGGCUGGUCGUGACCGCGCCGCCACCACCAUGUCUCGCAGGUGAUCCUGCUGUUGUGAGGUUUCAAACACCAAAGAAAAAGACAAAAAAUCUAUUUUCUAUUUUCCGAGAUUUCCAAAUUUUCUAUUUUUGUGCAAUUUUACGAAAGUACCCUUUUCCUACCCUGGGUUGAUAUUGUUCCGUUGUUAUGUUUGGGGGUGUUUUUGUCCAUGUUGAUUGUGCAAAGUUUUUCUAUUUGAUAUAAAGAUGGGAUAAAAAAACUAUAA
This is a messenger RNA of Cynara cardunculus var. scolymus (artichoke), 863 nucleotides long. RefSeq names its product abscisic acid receptor PYL1-like. The coding region runs from base 7 to 642 and encodes 211 amino acids. Gene Ontology annotation, biological process: abscisic acid-activated signaling pathway. The record is from RefSeq and is a predicted model, not a curated record. The transcript has a single exon. NCBI's taxonomy places the organism in Eukaryota, Viridiplantae, Streptophyta, Magnoliopsida, Asterales, Asteraceae. Gene Ontology annotation, cellular component: nucleus; cytoplasm. Gene Ontology annotation, molecular function: abscisic acid binding; protein phosphatase inhibitor activity; signaling receptor activity.